Molecule: messenger RNA, 555 nt
Organism: Aspergillus calidoustus
Lineage: Eukaryota; Fungi; Ascomycota; Eurotiomycetes; Eurotiales; Aspergillaceae
Source: the annotation of a GenBank genome assembly
AUGAAAGGCCAUACUCGGGUCGUCCUCCAAUCAUCCCUGCUCAAGUCGGCCGCCAAUCUUACGGCUCAACUUUCCCGCCAGUACACCGACCCCGCCGCGGAUGCCGUGAUAAACUGGCAAUCAGUGGCAGAAUUCGCCAUGUUCGGGCUCAUCCAAGCCCACCUCAACUGCCACUGGCAGCAAUUCCUCGAAGACAGCUUCCCAACGCACCGCCGCACCAAAUCUUUGACCGCCACCGGAGAGAAAGCCGAGAAACCCAUCUGGCGCAACGUUUUUGCCAAACUGCUCCUCGACCAAACGCUCGGCCUGUUGGUGAUGAACACCAUCUUCUUGAUCUGCACGAAUCCAGUAGUGCACUUUUCGACUCGUCCAGCGCUUAUACUCGCAGAGGUGAAUGCCCGGAUCUGGACGCUUAUCCGUAACGCGUGGAAGAUCUGGCCCGCCUGCGCCCUGGGCAAUUUCCUUUGGGUCCCCGUGGAAUCCCGCGUGCUGGUUGCGUCUUGUGUUGGGUUUGGCUGGAAUAUUUUCCUUGCACUGGUUACGAUGGCGAAAUAG